AAAAUUUAUCGUGAUAUUUAUUUUGAAAACCGAUUGAUCAAUAAAAAGGUUCGUGAUUGUUGGGAUUUUAAACGUCAGACAAAAAUAAUUUGAAUCGUAAACAAGUGUAAGGUUAAAAAUUAAUUCGAGUUGUUUAAAUUUGAAUUUGACGCCAUGCUUAUUAUUUAGAUAUAGAGCUAGAGCUGAGGAAUAAAAGCUAUAGCUUGAUAUAUUUGUAAAUAUCUAAAAGCGCAUGAGCAAUUAUCAAUAUACUGGUUUAUUCCAAGUUAUUCCAAGCAGAUGAUGCUCCAAAACGGGGUGGCAACUUUGCCUCUCGGCAGAGUUAUCUGAUAAAUUUAUAAUAUAUAUAUAUAUAUUUAUUUUGUGGUUGUUUUGUUGAAGACAAAUGUCUCUUGAGUGGUGAACUGGUGAAAGAAACCUGAGUUAAUAAGACGUCAACUUGGUCCUCGACCACCGAGCCCAGAAGCUAAAGAUUAAACGCAAAUUUGUGUACAUGCAUAUAGAUAUAGAUAUAGACAUAUAUUAAUUAUCGAGAUGUUUCAAAUAUGUGGGGAAGGAGUUAUUUUGUUGAACAACAACUGCACCGCCUCGAGAAUAUGCUCCAUGUCCGACGAGGGUCGAGUUAUGAGCUCAGAACCUCUCAAAGAUGACGAACUGUUCGAGGUGCGGAUUGACAAAAAGAUACGAUCAAGAUACGGAAAGAUUGAAAUAGGCGUGUGUACAAAUGACCCAGAGACAAUGAGGACAGUUGGCUGGACACCUAGUUUGCAGCUCUGGAUGAUGACCAAUGCUGGAAUAGUCCAUACUACUAAUGAUUUGAAGGAACAUCUCAUUUCAGAACCCACUUAUGGAAGUACUCUUGACACUCUAGAAGAAGGACACACUAUUGGAGUAAUGAGAACGUCUAAUAGCGAACUAGUAUUUUUUAUCAAUGGAAUAUCUCAAGGAAUAGCGGCGACAAAUGUGCCCACACGUUUAUACGCUCUGGUUGCUAUGUUCUUUGACUAUGUGCAAGUAACAAUAACAAAUCCAAAGCCAUUGGUACUCACAAAUGAGCCGAAAGACGAGAUGGAGAUAAAUAAUGACUUUUCAAUGGGCGAGGGAACGUCCACAAGUAUGGUUGCUAAUUUAAAUGUUAAUUUGAAUGUCAAUAUGAAUGUAAAUCUACCGAAAAAUCCGAGCCCAGCGGCGAUUCGCGAAGAUCGUCUGAGAUUUCAUGAACGCGUAGGAACUCUAGUGAAGCUUUCUAACAACGCGCGAACCGCUGAAAGACGCAGACCCCUUGAUGAAUUUAAUAAUGGAGUGGUGAUGACCCACAGACCGCUGAGAGACAAUGAGCUGUUUGAAAUACGUAUCGAUAGACUGGUAGACAAGUGGUCGGGGAGCAUUGAAGUCGGGGUGACAACUCACAGUCCAACUGGACUUAAGUUUCCUGCUACGAUGACCAACAUGCGGUCGGGCACCACAAUGAUGUCUGGUUGCGGCAUUUUGACAAACGGCAAAGGCAUCCAGCGAGAGUACGGAGACAUAAACUUGGACGAGCUACGAGAAGGUGACAGAGUCGGGAUGAUCAGAAGGUGUAAUGGCAACUUACAUUACUUGAUAAACGGUCUAGACCAAGGUGUGGCUGCCAAAGUACCCCCUGGUAUCUGGGGAGUCGUCGAGCUCUAUGGGAUGACGGUCAAGGUGACGAUCGUUGAUCGCGACGAACGUGAGGAGCAGAAUCUCGUCACGCGGAGAAAUAAUCUCCAUCUUCAGGGUUUGGCUGAAGUCGAAGAAGAAGACACUCUUGACCGAUUGACCUUUCAUCCCUGCUGCGGCACUCACGCGGACGUCAUCAACAACGGGCGCACCGCGCACCGGCCUAAUGCUAUGGACGACUUCAAUAAUGGCGUAGUGCUUACAAUGAGACCAUUGAGGCUCAAUGAAUUGUUUGAAGUAAGGCUAGAUAAAAUAGUUACCAAGUGGGCGGGUUCUAUUGAGAUCGGCGUGACCACACACUCGCCAACUGAACUGGAAUUUCCUUUUACUAUGACUAAUGUCCGCUCCGGCACGUGGAUUAUGACCGGCAAUGGAGUUAUGCACAACGGCACCUCUAUUAUUGAUCAGUAUGGGCAGAAUCUUGACCGUUUGCAAGUCGGGGAUCGCGUUGGUGUCAUGAGGAAGGACAACGGGACCUUGCAUUUUUUUGUCAACGGCACUGACCAGGGGGCUGCUGCUAUCGGCGUCCCAGAAAGAGUUUACGGGGUUAUUGAUCUGUAUGGUCAAGCUACGCAGGCCACUAUUGUAGACAACACUGACUUCUACAGCCCGACUACAAAUAAUUCCAGUUUUAGCAAUACCACAUUAUACAGUGAUUUACGAUUUCAUCACGUACAUGGUAAGCACGCGAGAAUUUCAAAUAACGGACUGACAGCAUCGAGGAUACGAGCUCUUGGUGAAUUUAAUGAGGCUAUCGUGAUUGCUAAUCGACCUUUACGUGAUGGGGAACUUUUUGAAGUCUCUAUUGACAAAAUGGUCGGCCGCUGGUCGGGUGCAAUUGAAGCUGGAGUGACGGCUAUCAGACCAGAUGAGCUGGAGUUCCCGUCGACGAUGACGGACAUUGAUCACGACACAUGGAUGCUAUCAGGAUCAACAGUGAUGCGAGACGGCGUAACUCUUCGUCAUCAUUAUUCCUGCGAUCUUGAUAAACUCGUCGAAGGAAAUAGGAUCGGCAUGAUGCGAUGUGCAGACUCGAGUCUACAUUAUUAUCUUGAUGGAGUUGACCAAGGUACCGCAUGCAGUGGUCUUCCGCCUCACGUUUAUCCAGUGAUUGAUUUGUAUGCGCAGUGCGCUCAGGUCACUAUUGUACAGCCAGAGCGACGUGAUACGAUAACUCAGCAGUACUUGCCGUCGGAGAACAGUAUCAGUCAGCAACCGACCUCGGUGAUACAGCCCCAAGCUCCAAUGGAGAUCACCCACAAGUUCCACGAGUCUGUCGGGCUCAAUAUUCAGUUGAAUACUGAUCGAGUUAUUGCCGCGCGCUGUCGUGAGUACAAUCACGCGGUUUUAUUGAGUGAAAGUGGCCUUGAGAACAAUGAACUCUUUGAAAUAUCAAUCCAAGAAGUUGCAUCCGAGUGGAGCGGGUCCCUAAAAAUAGGAGUUGUAGAAAACGCAAAUGGCAAUUGGUUAACUUCGAUGGAUCUAGUGCCCGGGAUGACUUCGAUACCAGCAGAUGCUUGGUAUCUGACAGGAAACGAAGUCAGAUAUAAGGGUAAUGUACUCUGUUCCAAUUACUGUCCUAGUUUAGAUUGGCUAAGAGUAGGUGAUAAGAUCGGCGUAAAAAGAAGUCACGAAGGCAAUUUAAAGUUUUAUAUCAACGGCGAAGAUAUGGGAGUCGCUGCCGUUAAUGUACCGGAGAUGGUGUGGGUUGCGGUUGAACUUUUCGGCAGCACUGUCGCUGUCAGUAUCACGAGCAGCAAGCAGCAGAUUCCUGUGAUAUCCCCAAAUGCCAGUUUGAGACUCCAAGAUUCUUUGGAGCUGCUGCUGGAUCCCAUGCCGCUGACGAUGAGAAAUGACGGGGGAAUGGACACGUCAGUUGACGCUUCGGAAGCUAAACUUCAGGAGAUUCUUUUGACUCCCACCCAACCGGUAGUGACGUCCACCGGGGAGACUGACUGGUGUUACGAGUUUCACGAGAAUCGCGGGAGAAAUGUUGAGCUUGAAGGUCAAACGGUUGCUAGAAGAGUCGCUAGUUAUAAUCAAGGCGUCGUGAUGACCAACCGACCGUUAAUUAGAGGCAAAAUAUUUCAAGUGGAAAUUGAGAAGAUAAACGAUCGCUGGGUAUCAGGUAUCCUCUGUGGCGUAACUUGUAUAUCGCCUGAGAAAGCAACCUUCCCUUUGACUGCUUUGGGCUUCAAAAAAUAUUCAUGGAUAAUUUGCAGCGACUGGAUGUCUCACAACGGCACUAAAGUUAAAACCCGUUACGGCGCAAACUUGGACAACCUCCAACCCGGUUCGACAGUGGGUCUGUUAGUCGACGAGGACUCGCGACUCCAUUUAUUUGUCAAUGGAUCUGACCAAGGAGUAGCCGCCACAGAUCUUCCGCCCUACGUCUACGCAGUAAUCGAUCUCUACGGCCAAGUCGAACAGGUCUCAAUAAUAGGUCCUAUUGCCGAAGCUGUUCUUACAAAUAACGACGCGAUAAAUUUGGCAAUAGCCAACAACGUCGAGCGCGUUGCCAAUGAACUUGAGGACGUGGAAAACUCACGCGAGAAAGCUGAUCUAGAGUGUCACGAAAAAGAAAACGUCCUCGAGAUUCCGUCCAGUCUACCUCUGAACCUUCAGAUUGACGACGAUGAGCUAACAAACUUCAACGCCAUUCAGACUACAUCGUCCCGCGUAAAUCCGAUCGAAACGACGUCACCAAACAUCGCGAGCAGCGCGUCGACCGCAGCAACACACAAUAAUAUAACGCAUUUCAAUAACGACCUACCGGGUAAAUCGAUGGCAAGCAGCUGUAACUCAGACAGCAAUAAUUCAACAAGUGAAUUGGAGAUAAGUAACGAUCCCCGCGCUGCUGGUAUCGAGUGUUUUAAAUUUAAAAAUAAUAAUAUCAAUAAUCCGGAUGAUACUUAUGACAAUAAUACAAUGUCUAACAACGAUUUGGAUAAUGAUGAUGAUGAUAAUCAUGAUAUUGAUGAACAAGUAACAAAUGGGAUGAUGAUGAUGACAUGUAGCUUAAGAAAUAAUGAUUGUACAAAUGUAGAGAUAAACAAUGCAACGAAUAUUAAUAUUAAAAACGGUUCAGCAGCAUCCUCGAGCAAUAUGUCAAGUUUGAAUACCGCCAUAAAUUCAAUGAAUGCCAACAAUGCAAUAAAUGAAAGUAUCUUAUCCAAUGGGCAGCUAAAUAACAUCGCUGCUUUCAAUCAAAACUCAAAUAAUCUUAACGUAAAUGUAAAUGUUAAUGUUAAUCAUAAUAAUAUUAAUCAGGACAACUCGCAGUGCAACCUCACGAGCAACAUAACGAGUAGUUUAGCCGCGACCUCAUUCAAUACCUCAAUAAAUUCGACGGAUUUGCAAACGACAAAUCGUCAGCUACAGACUGCUAAGCAAAAUUCCAAUAGUGCCAUACUGCCCAAUCAAAAUGGAUCGAGUCAUAACUCCCAGCAAUCUUUGAGCUCAACGCGUACCUCUUCUUUACCACCGACUCCACUAAACUCGACGAUUAUUAUGACGCCCUCGAAAAAAUGUGAAUAUUUAAAAGCCUGUAUGAGACUUAAAAAAUCGCUUGUUUUGCCAGAUGAAUUUUUUUCUCUUGAUGAAGUUACUUGUUACUGCAACUCCUGCUAUAAAGUCGACAGUGACGGAGCUAUUUGUAAAAAAGGUGACCCGCCAGCUGAGUUCGCUGUUCCUGUUGGGUGGGUCAGGUUCCCUCUUAAGCAGACCAUCAACGCUAAUCAGAUUCCCCAGAGUACUACUGAUAAGUGGCAUGUGGCUUACUAUGGAACACGAUUAGAUUCAAUUAGAUGGAUUCUUGACCGUGGAGAAUUACUACCCAUGGAACAAUUGGACACAAGCAAUUUAACGACAAUUAUCAACACCGAGAAUCAGAAUCCGCAGGUCGUGUUCUCACCAAAUAUUAAAUAUGUCGCUUCUGAAGGGAUUAAAAAAUACCCGUACAUUGACAUGCAGUCAAACAGAAAAUUGAACGCAUCGACUGCAUUUCAAUUACUAGUGAGACCAGGAUCCUACACGAUGGGUGCAGACAAGCAACACGGCGCAGACGGAGCUGAACCUACGGAGUGGGCUACUAAAGAAGCUGGUGCCACAGUAAUAAUAGCUCUUCUUAUUAAUCUCGAUGAAUUCUAAUGACACCGGAAGCUGAUAUAUAAAUUUAACAUAUAUAUUCAUCUUUAAUUAUCGUUGAUAAAGUUAAUCAUCGACACGAUUAAUUGUCACUAUUUUUUCACGGCAAUUAAUGCGCAAUAAAAUAACAUCUGGUUUAUUUAUUUAAAUCAACGAUUUUAAAUUAAAUGUAAAGAUAAAUUUUUUGAAUAAUUUUUUUAUAACAGAGAAAUUUCAGAAAACGAACAACAGAAAUUUUUUUUCUGACUCAAUGAAAAAUCACAAACAGGGAACAUGAAGGAAAAAAAUAUUUUUAUUUCUUAUAAAAAUAAAAAAUCAAAUUUUCUUUAUUUUUUUUUCACUAUUCAAAAAUAUAUGUACAUACAUAUAAAUAUACUUUUGAAAAUGAAUAUAAUAGAUCGGUCGAUUAUUAACUUUGUACGUAUUUUUCUGUGAUACUUUUUAUUACAGCGCGAAUAAAUAAUUUUAUGAUAAAAAAAAAAAGAAAAUAAAAAAAAUACAAACGCAUUUGCCAAGCGUACUGUGGUCCAUUUAUACGAUAAAUUUUUUUUUUAUCAUCUUAUCAUAAAUUAAUAUUUAUUAUUUUUACUUGUUUGCUUUUUUUAUACGAAAUCUUUUUUUAUUUUUAAUUUUAUUAAUCAAAGUUAUGUAAUUUAAAAAAUAGCGCCAAGUGCUUCGUGCAGCCUUUGCAAUGCAACUGAAAAACUGAGUUUAUUUAAACUAUUUUAUUUAUAAAUUAAAAAUUAAAUUAUAUUAAUAUCAUUUCUAGUCAUAUAAUUAAUUAUUUAAUUAAAACAAACAAUAAAUAUCUAGAAUGAACAUAAUUUAAUUUAAUUUUAAUUAAAGUAUAUUUUUAAGAUUGUAAAGAAUAAUUAAAUUAUUUAAAAAUCAAACCUUUAAAUAAUUAAUGGAUUAAUUAAUUAAUUAAUUGAUAAAUAUGUAAAUUGGCCUGUGGAAAAAAACAUUUUUAAAUAAAAUAAAAAUGUGAUUAAGCUGCUACUUACUAUUAGAUAAAAUUAAUUUUAAUUAUAAACAAUAUUGUCUGUAGUUGUAAGUAAAUAUUUAAUUAAUUAAUUAAUAAUUAACCAAGUCACAAUUUAAUUAAGUUACAAUAAAGUAUACAGAUUAUUAUUAAAUAAAAAGCACCGCUGUAGAUGCAAAUAAUUUGGCUGUAUGAUGCCUUAUGCCUGGUUAAGUGCAAUUUAAUUAACGCUAAUUAAAACAUUUAAUAAUAAUAAGUAAAGAUGCCUAGUUGUAAUUUUAAUUAAUUUUAAAUUAAUUACUUCUGUUACGGAGUUUUAAAAAUAUCAUUUAUUUCUGGACGCUAGCGCGUCAAUUAAAACACCAAUUAUAAAUUAAUAAGCACUUAAAAAUAGUGACGACAAUUAAAAAAUAAUAAUUAUUGCUGAUAAAAAUAUUUAUUUAAAUUUAUAAAUUAUAAAAAUUAAUUAUUUAUGUAAAUUUAUUGAUAUGAGUU
Microplitis mediator is the source of this 7324-nucleotide messenger RNA. It is a transcript of the gene Neurl4, whose product is annotated as neuralized-like protein 4. Gene Ontology annotation, molecular function: ubiquitin protein ligase activity. NCBI's taxonomy places the organism in Eukaryota, Metazoa, Arthropoda, Insecta, Hymenoptera, Braconidae. The record is from RefSeq and is a predicted model, not a curated record. The transcript has 9 exons. Bases 535 to 5850 code for a protein of 1771 amino acids.